Paramecium sonneborni is the source of this 2007-nucleotide messenger RNA. NCBI's taxonomy places the organism in Eukaryota, Ciliophora, Oligohymenophorea, Peniculida, Parameciidae. The record is from the annotation of a GenBank genome assembly.
UCUAAAUGAAAGGUGAAGUAAUCAACUUAGAUCCUGAAACUAAUCCUAAACUAAAGGAAAUAUUGGAUUUACUUCUUUUAGCUGGUUAUUUUAGAAUUCGUAUUCCAUCAAUUAAACCAUUUGAUAAAGUAUUAUUAUUCCUCUCUAAAAUUAAUAGAUUUUAGGUGGACUUAGUUGGUGUAUCACUCAAUCAAAUUUUGCAAUUGAUAUUUAAUAUAAUGAUGACUAUAAUAUUGGACAAAAAAUCAAAGUUUCUGAAUAAAUUGUGAAAUCUUUAAUUGAAAUGCAAUGUCCUUAUGCUCUUUAACCUCAUUAAAUAUAAGGUCUAGAUUUAAAUGCCAUAUAUCCAGUUAUUAAGUGGCUUAUUAAAUUUGUUUUAGAAACAAGAGAAUUUAGAUAAGAUUAAAAUUAUAGAGUAAGUAAAUUAGUUGGUAAAAAUGCUAAUUAAACCUUAUAUUAUUAAGAUUAAGAAGAAAAAAAGGCAAUCUAAGAAAUUGUAUCAUAAUUAGAUUUAUUAUAAGAUAAUAGAUAAACUAAAAAUUUAAAAAGGUUAUCAAAAAAAGACCCUUUACGUGUAUAUUCUACAUUAAUUGAAUAUGGAGAUUUAUCAAGUUAAAGAACAUAUAACAAAUUUUGUGCUUUAAUAUCAGGAAUUUAAAAAUAAAAACAACAAGGAAAUUAGUAAAAUGUAAGUGCUGUUAAUAAUAAAUCACAAUUGAAUUCAACAUUAGCAUUUUAAUAAAAUUUAUUUGUAGAUGAAGUUUAAGAAAAGAAAACAACAAACUAAAAUUAAAAUUAAUAAGUAACUUUGGAAUAAUUAACAAAUUUACAGAAAGAGAAAAUAUAGUAAGCAUAAGCAUAAAUAAAAGAAAUGUCUUAAAUAGCUGGUCCAUCUGCUGAAGCAACUUUGAAUGAAGAAGAAGGUAGAAAAUUUCAGAAAUUAUAAAGACGUAAUUCUAUUGCUGGACAAUCAUUAUCAUAAUUGAUUUCUAAAGAAAAAAUUGCAGAAGGAUUAAAAUAGUAAAAUUAAGAAGAAGAAGAUCAAGAAGUUGUAAACACAGUAAACAUAAAGUUACAAGAGAAAUUGAUUUUAGAGUAAUAAUUUAAAUUACAAUAACAAAAUCUUAACAAUCUUGAAAAGGCAAUAGAAUAAGAUAUGGUUGAAGUAGAGUAAUUAGAAUAAUAGAACAAUUAAUUAUAAUAAUAAAUAAAUGAAGAAAAAUCACGUCUUAGUAAAAUUGUGGAAGCAUUAAAAGUAAUUGAGACAAAAACAAAAAAAGCAAAUUAAGUUGAUAUAAAAAGAGCAGAAGAAUAAGUUGCAAAAAAAUUAGAAUUAAAAGAAGAGAAGACAUAAUUAAAAAAAGAAAUUAAAUAAGAAUAAUAAAAAAUAGAAAGAGAAAAAGAGGAAGCUAUAAAGAAUAUGCCAUAAGAAAAUGAUUAGGAAAUAUUUAAGGAAAUGAAAGCAUAAUACAAUUAAAAGAGGGAAAAGUUUGAAAAGAAAUUUUAAUAAUUUUAACUUUUAAAUUAGGAGAUUGUAGUUUUAGAAAGAAAGCUGGAAUCUUUUCCAUAACCUUCAGAAAUAGCAUAAUAUCAUUAAAGAUUUUUAAAAUUGUAUGAUUCAAUUAAUGAAGAGAUGGAAUCAAAUAAAAAAUUAUUAUCAAAAUAUAACAAUUUGUUAGAAGUGAAAUAGUUGGCAGCUUAAUUUGUAGAUAUUUAUAGAACUUUUAAAGAGAAUUACACUAAUAAUUUAAAGGAUAAAAAAGGAAAAAUAGAAUUAUAGUAAAAUUUAGAUUCUACAUACAAAGUAUGAUAUUGAGUAUGCUUUAGCAAUUAUAAAAAUAAUUAUAGCUUUAUUAAGAAAAGUUGUAAUAGUCUGAAAACAAAAGAUAAAGCAAUUUAGAAUAGUAUAGAUAAGCAUUAGCAAUAGAGAGAGAAUAUUACAAAUUAUUGAAGGAAAUAAAAUUUGAAUAUGAAAAAUACGAAUAAUAUACAAAUAAAAAUGAAUGA